GACAACACCGACAUGCUUUCAUAUGCCAGUGGAUUUUAUGGAUUUUAAAAGGUUUAUUUUUUAACAAAAUUGUAGAUUCACAAAGCGACACUGAUGUCUGCUCUCCACACAGAAGAACUGGAGCAACAGUGGAAGAGUGAGCAGGAGUGCCUUCGUCAGCUGGUGGUGGAGCAGGACACGGAGCAGUGGCAGAAAACUACGGAUUUCUCAGGACUGGAGCGAGUAGGUGGAGUCGACCUGUCUUUCAUCAAAGGGGACGAUGUGAACGCAUGUGCCCAGCUGGUGGUCCUCAGCUACCCACAACUGGAGGUUUUGUACGAGGACAGUCAGAUGGUAGCCCUCACUGCUCCAUACAUUGCUGGGUUUCUGGCCUUUAGAGAAACACCUUUUCUAGUGGAGGCUCUGAAGAGGCUGGAAAAGAACAAGCCAGAACUCAUGCCUCAGGUGGUGUUUGUGGAUGGGAAUGGUAUUUUCCAUUACAGGGAGUUCGGUCUUGCUUGUCAUCUGGGCGUGUUGUCAGGGUUACCUUGUGUGGGAGUGGCCAAAAACCUGCUGCAGGUGGAGGGCGUGUACAAGAACGAGGAGCACCAAUCACAGAUCGCUGCUCUGCAAAAAGGAGGAGACAGCUUCCCCCUCACAGCCUCCUCGGGCAAAGUGCUUGGAAAGGCAUUACGCAGCAGUGAGAAGAGCUCCAAGCCUGUGUAUGUUUCCAUCGGACACAAGAUCAGCCUGGACACAGCAGUGAGGCUCACCCACUGCUGCUGCCGCUACAGGGUGCCAGAGCCCAUCAGACAGGUCACCUCUAAUGGACGGCUCCUCCUGCACUUUAAAGACUCUGAAGACGCACUGUUUCUAAAUGGGACGAAGGCCAAAGUAGCGCACUUUCAAAUGCUUUUAAAAGAAUGUCUUUUUUAGUCAUGGCCCAGAGCAAACCAUCAGUUUAUCUGUGCCUUUUAUCCCUUGCUCCACAUUUGAACAGGAUGUGGGGCAGAUCAGCUCUUUUUAUACUCUGUGCUCAUUACUGUUUUGGGUCAUUCACCUUUUUUACAUUCAGAGCUGUGUAAAUAAAUCAUAAAUGCCCAGGGCUUGCCUUGGACUGAUCUCUUAA
This is a messenger RNA of Boleophthalmus pectinirostris (great blue-spotted mudskipper), 1108 nucleotides long. Its product is annotated as endonuclease V. The record is from RefSeq and is a predicted model, not a curated record. Gene Ontology annotation, biological process: DNA repair. NCBI's taxonomy places the organism in Eukaryota, Metazoa, Chordata, Actinopteri, Gobiiformes, Gobiidae. Bases 94 to 915 code for a protein of 273 amino acids. Gene Ontology annotation, molecular function: RNA endonuclease activity producing 5'-phosphomonoesters, hydrolytic mechanism; single-stranded RNA binding. Gene Ontology annotation, cellular component: cytoplasm; nucleolus. The transcript is spliced from 8 exons.